This is a messenger RNA of Amphimedon queenslandica, 795 nucleotides long. RefSeq names its product probable serine/threonine-protein kinase MARK-A. Lineage: Eukaryota; Metazoa; Porifera; Demospongiae; Haplosclerida; Niphatidae. The transcript is spliced from 3 exons. Bases 53 to 670 code for a protein of 205 amino acids. The record is from RefSeq and is a predicted model, not a curated record.
CUAGCAGCAAGUGUGAUUCACACCUUCACCUAGCGUCUAUUAUCACAUCGAGAUGAUUCGACUUGUGAUAAUUCUUGCUUCUGUUAUUUUGAGUGACAGGAUAAUCUCUGCCUCAGAUUUCCUAACCUGCCAUUGCCACAACACUAUAAACUGCUUCUCCAAUAAUACCUGUCACGUCCCUCUCUCAAAUGGUGCCUGCUUUGUAGAGACCUCCCGAGACAAGGGAAGCCCUUUAACCUUUGGUUGCUGUAUUAAUGACCGAAUACUCUCAGACUGUAAACUCUAUUUGAGGAGAUAUUGCGAAUCUGGAGACUAUUGCAAUCAAGACUUGCAGCCAGUUUCAAUUACAAGUGGUACGGAAGAUGGUGGCAGCAGUACAACUGCUCCAACACUCCCUCCAUUAACUUUACCGACCGAGUCUAAUAAUAAUAAUAAUAAUAAUAAUAAUGCAACUAAUAGUACGCCACAAUCAACUACUAACGAACAGUCAACUGAUGAAAAUAACAAUGGCACUGAACAACAAGACAUGUUGUAUUUCUACCUAUUCCUGCUGGGUUCCAUUGUCCUACUUCUAAUGAUAGUCUUUGUUAGCAUAUCAAUCAUUAUUGUGAACUGUAAGAUCAAAGAGCUGGAGUUCAGGAAGACUACUAUGAAUGAAGCCAUCAUAUGAAACCAAUGGAGCACUCACGGAGUAUAUAUCUACUCUAUAAACAUCUGCUCACAUCAAUUAUUAUUCACAAUCAUCAUUUAUUUCACAUUUUGUAUUUUAUACCACAAUCAUUGUAAUCUCACAAA